GGAAGCUGAGGCACAGAAGGGGAAGUUAAGGAACCUGCCCAAGGUGGCAUAGCUUGGUUGUGGCUGGAUAUGCUUGUGCCUGGCAAACAGAGCCGGAGGCUGUGAAGGUCACGCCCUUGUCCAGGGCCUCUCAGGGAAACAUGGUCCUUGGCCCAUCUGUUCUUCUGGGACAUCAUUCCAGAUGGCCCAGGACAGCGGAACCUUUCUGUCGCUGCCAAUCAAGUCCCACAGGUAAGCCAGUCUCUGAGGCCUGACCAAUCCCGAUGCUCUCUGCUGAACACCUUCCAGGUGGCUUCUCAUGCUGCCAGCAAAGGGCUCCCCGGGGACCUCCUGACACAAGGAUGGGCCAGAGGCAACAUGUGGUCUGGCAGAUGGCCGUCUGAGUUCCUCUGAGACCCUCAGAUCCUGGCCUGCCCCGAGCUCUACGGACCUGUGGGAGCCCCAGCGAGGAGAUGCUGGCAGAGCUGGGGUCCUGUCUGCUGCUGGCAGUGGCUCUGCUGGGCCCAGGCCCCGGGGCCCAAGCCAUGACAGGUGUUAAAUGUGGGGGUGUGCUCUCAGCACCUUCCGGAAACUUCUCCAGCCCCAACUUCCCCAGGCUCUACCCCUACAACACAGAGUGCAGCUGGCUGAUUGUGGUGGCCGAGGGUUCCUCUGUGCUGCUCACCUUCCACGCCUUCGACCUGGAGUACCAUGAUGCCUGUGGCUUCGACUACCUGGAGGUCUACAACGGCGCCUCAGGAGACAAGGGCAACCUGCUGGGGAGGUUCUGCGGCCGGGUGCCCCCGCCGCCCUUCACCUCCUCCUGGCAUGUCAUGUCCGUCGUCUUCCACUCAGACAAGCACGUGGCCAGCCACGGCUUUUCUGCUGGCUACCAGAAAGAUGUGUGUGGCGGCGUCCUGACGGGCCUUUCGGGGGUCCUCACCAGCCCCGAGUACCCCGACAGCUACCCCAACAACGUGGAGUGCCGCUGGGUGAUCCGGGCCGCCGGCCCCGCCACUGUCAAGCUGGUGUUCGCGGACUUCCAGAUGGAGGGCAAUGAGGAGUGCACCUAUGACUACGUGGUCGUCCUUGGGGGCCCCGGCCCUGCCCACGGGCAUCACUACUGUGGCAGCACCAGGCCCCCCACCCUCGUGUCGCUGGGCCACGAGCUACAGGUGGUUUUCAAGUCCGACUUUAACAUUGGAGGUCGGGGCUUCAAGGCCUACUACUUCUCAGGAGAAUGCCAGGAAGUGUACACGGCUGUGCGAGGCAACUUCUCCAGUCCACAGUACCCCAGCUCCUACCCUAACAACAUCCACUGCCACUGGACCAUCCGCCUGCCUCCUGGCUACCGGGUCAAGGUGUUCUUUCUGGACCUGGAUCUGGAGGGUCCCAGCAGCCUGACCAGGACCUGCGACUUUGACCAUCUGGCGGCCUUUGAUGGGGCCAGUGAGGAGGCGCCCCUCCUGGGGAAUUGGUGUGGCCACCACCUGCCAGCACCAGUCACCUCAAGUCACAACCAGCUUCUGCUUCUGCUGCACACAGACCGCAGCACCACCCGAAGGGGCUUCUCUGUGGCCUACAUUGGAGUCGUGCCCGUGAACGUGAGCUGCUCCCGCACGGAUUUCCAGAUCCUGAUCUCCGCACAGGCACUGGCACCGCUGGAGCGGACCAAGGUCUACCUGGGCAGCCGGAGCUGUGCCGCCCAGGAAGUCGGCAGCACCUUCCGGAUCCAGGCCCGCUUCGACACCUGCGGCACCGAGUCUCAGAGGAGGAACAACACAUCGGUGAUCGUCAGCGUGCUGUACAUUGACUUCUCGGCUGGUGGGCAGGAGGACAUCCAUGAGUACGAGGUCCGCUGUGAGCCACGGCGCAAGGAGGCUUCUAUCCACCUGCUGUCUGGCUCCGACUGGCUGGGGCCCUAUGCCGCCACAGCCGAGCAUCUUCAGGAAGCGCCACCCAGGGAUGAGGUGGAGGCCCUGGAGGGCCCUGUGGCCAUGGUGACCCAAGACACCAGUGACAUUGUCUUCCUGGGCCUUUGCAUCCUGGCUGGAGUCCUCAUGGUCAUUGCCAUCGUGGUCCUGAUGCUGCUGUGAGCAGGCAAGGGACCUGGGUUCUGGCUUCCCUGGGAGGCAGCUUGCAGUCCCCAAAACAGGAGCAGACCAGGCUUUAUCGACUUGUUGGCGACCAUGGACAAGUCACUGUCCCUCUCCGAGACUCAGUUUCCUAGGCUCACAGAGCUGGCUUGAGGCUCAGAGAAGAGCACGAAUGGAUAUGAGCUUUGUAAACUAUGUCAUGUUGUGUGUGUGUGCAAUUGUUACUAAUCUGAAAGAUGGCCUGCAGUAGAAAAGAAGACUCCUGUGUGUGUUACUUGGCAUCAUGGAUAGCUGUGGUCACUGGUCACUUGUUCUGUAACUUGCACAAGUGCUUUACCCACUCAGGAUAAAAACAAGGGCAUCUUUUAUUUUUCCAACUAAUGGCUCAUCACAAGCCUUCAUUGGCAGGAAAAUUUAGUAACUGUCUAGGGGCCUCCACUCUCUUGAACUGACUCAGGAACCUUGAGGACUUCAUCCACAGCAGGCCAGUCCUGCCUCCAAACUCCAGAAACAGAGAGAAAGGGAGCCGAAACCCCACCUAGUGCUGUCAUCCCAGCCUCCGCCAUGUGGUGUCGCUGUUGGAGGCUGGUCGUGCGCAUCCCAGUGGAUCCUGUCUGAAGAGGUGGCGAUGCCCUGCGAGGUCAGAUCCCUGCAUAAAACACAGGCGGGCCCACACUGUGCUCAGCAGUGAGGCUGGAAGCUGAGGACUGGUGUCUCUUUCAUGCUGGCGUUUUUCCUUAAAUAGAUCGUGAUCCUUGACUGCAAA
Molecule: messenger RNA, 2841 nt
Organism: Lynx canadensis (Canada lynx)
Lineage: Eukaryota; Metazoa; Chordata; Mammalia; Carnivora; Felidae
Gene: CDCP2
Product: CUB domain containing protein 2
Exons: 9
Coding region: 453-2075 (540 amino acids)
Source: RefSeq, a predicted model, not a curated record